This is a messenger RNA of Humulus lupulus (European hop), 3801 nucleotides long. Its product is annotated as tRNA wybutosine-synthesizing protein 2/3/4. Gene Ontology annotation, cellular component: cytoplasm. Gene Ontology annotation, biological process: tRNA methylation. Gene Ontology annotation, molecular function: tRNA methyltransferase activity; protein binding. The transcript has 9 exons. NCBI's taxonomy places the organism in Eukaryota, Viridiplantae, Streptophyta, Magnoliopsida, Rosales, Cannabaceae. The record is from RefSeq and is a predicted model, not a curated record. The coding region runs from base 114 to 3260 and encodes 1048 amino acids.
GUGCUUCUGGGGAAAACUCGAUCCUACCCUCUCUCAUUUUGUUUUUGUUGGAACUGAGAUUUAUGAGGGUUUUAAGAGAGAAGAAUACACAGAGCUAAGAAAACGGGAGAAAAAUGGAGUUCGAAAGGCGGAAAGCGGCGACGAUAGAAUCUCUGAAAUCAACGGAGACAGACAAAUCACCAAAGGGCACGUUGGAUAUACCAAUCGUACCCCUUAUCAACACCAUCAACGCUCACCCUUCAUACUUCACUACCAGUUCCUGCUCCGGCCGUAUCUCUAUCCUCUCCCAACCGCCACCCUCCACAACGAAGCUCAAGAAAAAAGCCUUUGGGGGAUCAUGGCUCUUCAUAACCCACGAACCGGCUGAUCCUGACUCAGUUCUCAAUCUUCUCUUUCGCUCCGAGUCGACUCCGAGCGAUCCCCCAUCUGACCUCGUCUUCAGGUUCGAGCCCCUCAUCCUCGCUAUCGAGUGUAAGGACCUUUCUUCGGCUCAGUUUUUGGUUUCCUUAGCAAUAGCUUCUGGGUUUAGAGAGUCGGGCAUUACCAGUGCUAGUAAGCGGGUGAUAAUAGCAAUUCGGUGUUCAAUUCGCUUAGAGUUGCCAUUGGGAAAUACCCAGAAGCUUAUGGUGUCUCCUAACUACGUUCAAUACCUUGUUGGGAUAGCAAACGAGAAAAUGGAGGCGAACAGGAAGAGAGCCGAAGGCUUUCUACUAACAUUGCGCAAAAAUGGUUUUGUGGGAUCAAGGGUUGGGGACACCGAUGGAGUAGAGCGUACGAACGGUUCGGAACAUGAUGGCGAGGUUGUCUGUAGUGAUGACAAAACUGAAGAGGUUCAGUUGGAAGGAAAAGAAGACGGUGUAAACCAUUCUGGGUCGGUUCACGUCCCCAGUUUUAGUCUCUCCGUUGUUAAGAUGGAGAUUGUUGGCGAACCUGUUGAAAAGCUUUUUCUUUGGGGUCACUCAGCUUGUAAAUUGGGUAGCACAAACAAUGAUGGAAUUCUGGUGUUCGGUGGAUUUGGUGGCAUGGGAAGACAUGGACGAAGAAACAGUUGUUUGCUACUUGAUUCAUUCACUGGCACAUUGAAAGCCUUUGAUGUUGAAAGUGGCCCUUCUCCACGCUUGAGUCAUACGUCUUCUUUAGUUGGAGAUAGCAUGUUUGUUAUUGGAGGUAGGGCUGAUCCAGAGAACAUUCUGAGUGAUGUUUGGGUCUUCAACACAACUAAGAGUGAAUGGAAGCUUCUAGAAUGCUCCGGUUGUAUCUUUCCUUCCAGGCAUCGGCAUGCUGCUGCAGUUGUAGGCCGAGAGAUAUAUGUGUUUGGCGGACUUAACAAUGAUGCGGUCUCCUCAUCCUUCCAUGUCCUUGAUACAGAUAAUAUGCAGUGGAGAGAAUUAAUGGUCACUGGGGAGCAGCCAUGUGCUCGACAUUCUCACUCUAUGGUUGCAUAUGGAUCUCAAUUAUUUAUGUUUGCUGGAUACAGUGGUGAUAAAGCACUUGGAGAUCUAUACAGCUUUAAUAUAGAAACAUGUCAAUGGAAAAGGGAAGAGGCAGCAGGAAGAAAUCCCCAUGCAAGAUUCUCCCACUCAAUGUUUGUUUACAAAAGCUAUAUUGGUGUUAUUGGCGGUUGCCCAGUUCGACAACAUUUUGAGGAGUUAUCAAUACUUGAUUUGCAUUUCCAUGUGUGGAGGCAUGUGAAGCUCGAUUCAUUUGGAAAAGAUUUGUUUCUGCGCAGCACAUCUAACGUUGUUGGUGAUGAUCUUGUUAUGGUUGGUGGUGGGGCAGCUUGCUAUGCUUUUGGAACGAAGUUUAGUGAGCCAGUGAAAAUUAACUUGCUUCCUUUGAUUUCUUUGGAUAAUUUUAAAUCAGUUGAAAAUGAAGGAAGUCAUAUUUCGCAUGGGUAUGAAGUGGCAAAGAGAGAACGAGACAAAGAUUUUCACAAUCAACAAGAUGGAAUUUUGCAAACUCUAACUGGAACGGAAGAUCCUAGCAUGGAUUUUGAGGGUGAAUUGUCUGUCAUUAACGACGGAGAUCAGCCGUUUGCUUCUCCAUACUGGGUUCUACAGCUAGAACGGAAAUAUGCAAAAACAGGAAAGGAUAUAUUGAAGAAGUUUGGAUGGUUAGAUCUUGCAAGGAAAGCUUACUCUCAUGAAGAUGGAAUCCAUAUUUGUUUUCCUGUUAAUGAGAAUUUCUGUAAUUUAUAUCCCAAGAAGCCGCAUUCUUUGCAAGACUCAAUUGAAGAACAAAAUGAUCAUUUAAUUACACUAGUUAAGACAGUUGAAGCAGUUUCUAAGGAUAUCACUUCUUCAAAGGCCUUGAACAUUCUGAAGGAAUGUGGUGCUACUAAGCUGGCAGACAAGGUUGUUGAAGCUAGGAAAGCUGCCAAAUCUCCAUUGAAAAUAAUGAGUGAAGCUGUAGCCUCUCUAUUAGAGGAUAAAGACCUUCCUAUGAGACUUCUCGAGGAGCUACCUACAAGAUGGGAACGACUUGGGGAUAUUAGUGUGCUUCCAAUAUCAUCCUUCAAGAAUCCACUGUGGGAAUCUAUAGAGGAGGAGCUCUGGCUUACUGUGGCCAAAUCACUUAAUACUCGUCGCCUUGCUCGUCAGGGGCGGGUUGCACAAACAGGUACAAGGGACAGUAGGUUGGAGAUUCUUGUGGGGGAUAGUGGCUGGGUGGAUCACCGUGAAAAUGGAAUUAUAUAUUCAUUUGACACUACCAAGUGCAUGUUCUCUUGGGGCAAUCUUUCUGAGAAGCGACGUAUGGCACAACUGGACUGCAGAAAUAAUGUUGUCGUGGAUUUGUUUGCUGGAAUUGGAUACUUUGUCCUGCCAUUUCUUGUGGGGGCCAAGGCAAAACUAGUUUAUGCAUGUGAGUGGAACCCCCAUGCUAUCGAGGCACUUAAACGUAACCUUCAACUAAAUUCUGUUGCGGAUCGCUGUAUUGUACUGGAGGGAGACAACAGGGUUACAGCACCUAAGGGAGUGGCGGACCAAGUUAAUCUUGGUCUUCUUCCAACAAGCGAGGGUAGUUGGGUCACUGCUGUUCUGGCACUAAGGAAUGAAGGUGGAAUACUACACAUUCAUGGAAAUGUGAAAGACACAGAGGAAGGUUCAUGGGCAGAACAUGUUGCGGAAUCAAUAAGUGCGAUAGCUAAAUCUGAAGGUCUUUGUUGGGAUGUUUCUGUUGAACAUUUGGAAAGAGUGAAAUGGUAUGCUCCACACAUCCGCCAUCUCGUUGCUGACUUGAGAUGUAAGCAACGGGCUUAGAAAUUGUAGUCAAAGGGCUUCACGAGAUUUCAAAGCCAGAGUUCACAGAUUGGAGGUGUUUGUGGUGAAGCAUUGUGUUAAGCUCGGCUGCAGUGCAGGGUGGCACACUGGAAUCUGCAUGGUUCUUAAAACAAGACCCCAGUUUAUGCCUGUCACUUUACAAGUUACAUUCCCCUUUGCUUAUCAAAUUUAUAAUAUAAAAAUUAUUAAUUUUGAAGGUAUAUUUGAAAGUCAGAAUUUUUGUUACUGGCGGCUGUCUUUGGAUCUGGGAAUUAAGGGACCUUCAAUAAUUCCAAUGGCUUGAACUUCCAACAACAAACAAAGGUAUUUAUUGUCGUGGUCAGAAUUAUAUCUUUCAGACUUCUUUAGUAAUGAACCAUUUAAAAACUCAAUAAGAUAGUAUAUGGUAAUUUAUUUUAUAUAUAAUUCUUGUCUAUGAUAAUAUUUUGUAUUUUAGAGAAUUCUGAGGACCCACGUUUCAAUAGAAUUAUUUUGGUGGAUAUUUAAAUUUUGAAUGGAAGUCUUUUAUGUUCUCAUUUAA